Molecule: messenger RNA, 3053 nt
Organism: Thalassophryne amazonica
Lineage: Eukaryota; Metazoa; Chordata; Actinopteri; Batrachoidiformes; Batrachoididae
Product: von Willebrand factor A domain-containing protein 1-like
Exons: 8
Coding region: 123-2438 (771 amino acids)
Molecular function (GO): protein binding
Source: RefSeq, a predicted model, not a curated record
CUGGGGAAGAGUUCAAACUGCCACAGAUCCACUCAGCUGUGUGAAGGGAUGUUAUGAGAAAAGAUACAGUGGUUAUUUCACCAAACUUUAAUUGGAGGUUUUUUGCUUUUUGGUGACAAAGAAUGAAAGGCUUUUUGGCUGAAGGGCUUUUUCUCUGGAUGAUAUUCCAGCAGGGCAACACACAGAUGAGUAGAACUGAAGAGUCGAAUUGCUGUGAAGGGGACAUUCUAAUCCUGCUGGACUCUUCAGGAAGUGUGGCAGACUACGAGUUUGCACAUCUGCUGGGUUUCCUCAUCGAGCUGCUCCACCCUUUCUCUUUGGGCCGCGGUUCCUUGCGAGUCGCGCUCCUGCAGGUGAGCACCAGUCCUCACUUUGAGUUUGGCCUGGAUGUCCACAACAAUUGGGCAGAUUUGCGGGACGCUGUGAGGAACACCAGGCACCUCAAAGGAGACACCAACACUGUGGCAGCACUCAGCAUGGCCCAUCAGCUGCUGACAGAAGAGGAUGUUGGUGUGCCAAGGAUACUGCUAUGGUUGGCUGACACUGUGCAGCCUGGAGAUGUGGAGGGUCCGAUGUUUGAGCUAAAGGCGCUGGGGGUUUCUGUGUUAGCAGUUUAUGUGGGACACACCAACUACCAGCUGCUAAAGCGUGUGGUGACACCACCCAUCACAUCCCACCUCCACUUUGUGGCCAUAGAUGACAUCAACAUCAUCAAAGAAAACCUGACGAACGCCAUCACUGCAAUUAUAUGUGCAGAACGAAUGAACCAGCAGCUGCGUGUGGCCCAGUUGACGUGUCAUGCUGCCAUGCUGCAGUGGCAUCCUGCUGUGACAGGAGAUGAGGGUUACUAUGAACUGCGGUACACUUCUGCUGGAUCCAGAAAUGGGCAGCACCACAGGCAUAUUCUCCCAGGUAACUCUGUCCAGGUAGAACUGAACAACCUCCAGCCUCAUACAAACUACAGAGCUUCCCUCUACCCUCGGUCCAUCCUGAAGCAGAUUAACACCCUCUGUGUUACCUUCACAACUCCUGAGUCGAAAUGCUGUGAAGGGGACAUUCUAAUCCUGCUGGACUCUUCAGGGAGUGUGGCAGACUACGAGUUUGUACGACUACUGGGUUUCCUCAUCGAGCUGCUCCGCCCUUUCUCUUUGGGCCGUGGUUACUUGCGAGUCGCGCUCCUGCAGGUGAGCACCAGUCCUCACUUGGAGUUUGGCCUGGAUGUCCACAACAAUUGGGCAGAUUUGCGGGACGCUGUGAGGAACACCAGGCACCUCAAAGGAGACACCAACACUGUGGCAGCACUCAGCAUGGCCCAACAGCUGCUGACAGAAGAGGAUGUUGGUGUGCCAAGGAUACUGCUAUGGUUGGCUGACACUGUACAGCCUGGGGAUGUGGAGGGUCCGAUGUUUGAGCUAAAGGCGCUGGGGGUUUCUGUGUUAGCAGUUUAUGUGGGACACACCAACUACCAGCUGCUAAAGCGUGUGGUGACACCACCCAUCACAUCCCACCUCUACUUUGUGGCCAUAGAUGACAUCAACAUCAUCAAAGAAAACCUGACAAACGCCAUCAUUGAGAUUACUUGUGCAGAGCAGCUGCGUGUGAAGCACCUGACUUCUAACAGUGUGGUACUGGAGUGGCGUCCCAUACUGACUGCAGGCCAGGGUUACUAUGAACUGUGGUAUACUUCUGAUGGAACCACCAAUGGGCAACACCUCAAGAGCAUUCUGUCAGGUGACUCCACAUGGGUAGAAGUGACCGACCUACAGCCUAAUACAACCUACAGAGCUUUCCUCCACCCACAGUCCAACCUGGAGCUCUUUAACAUCCUCUCUGUUACCUUCACAAUUCCUACUGAUAUUCUAAGCCCAGCAGUAGUCUCAGUGUCAGACUCUGGCCCGCAUCAGGUCCGUGUGAACUGGGCUCCUCUGCAGCUGGCUCAGGUCCAGAGAUACACGGUGGAGUACAGCACGAUUCCAAGUGGGCCACUUCACUCUGUGACACUACAGAACCAUCAGACCUCUACCUUACUGACAGGCCUGGAGCCAAGUUCUCAGUACCUGAUCACAGUCAGCGCACUGUACAUCACCGGAAAAGAAAAGGCCAUGUCUGUGAGAGCGUGCACGCAGGAAGUGCUGCCAGCUCUGAUUGACCUUCGGCUGCGCCCAGUGGAGGAACAGGGUGUGCAGGUCGCAUGGCAGGGCCAUCAGCAGAAUCUAAGAGGCUAUUGGCUCAGCUGGGAGAGGGAAACCCCCAGCAGCGUUUCAAAGCCAUCCAUCUCCUCUGUGUACUUGCCACCCACAACUGUUACAACACAACUUGCUCACCUUUCCCCUGGGAGCCGGGUCUGUGUGGCCCCAGUCUACAGCUCAGGCCGAGGAGACGGGAUAUGCUGCAAUGCAAAAACCAAUGCAGAUUCCCAUCAUUGGGUUUAUUCCUGAGACUCUGCAGUAGUCUGAAAAACCUGGAAGACUAUCCUUCAAAUUCUACAUCUACUUGAUCCUUUUAGUAGGACAGAAUUUUAUUUUAUUAGUCCAUUACCCGCACCAGGGUGGGUUUGAUUCAGAGGCUGAAAUGAAAACUUCAUCUUCACCAACAAAGCUAUCACCUCCCACCUAUCCUGGAUUCCAGAGAACUUUUAUGGUGUGACUAAAGCUGUCUCAAGAAGAGACAGCUGCUAUUACCAUUACUAUUGCUACGACUGUGCUACUGCUUAGUGCUUAUGCUUACUUGCAAAAAUGAAGAGGUAAAAAGUUCUAAGGAAAAAAAAGAAUAGAAAACUAUGAUACCCUUUAAGCACACUUGCCAAUGAUGAUGAUGCAGCACAAAAGUGUCUUUCCCCUUAACUACUACUACUAAAGUGCUACAUUAGCUUAUGUCACUCCCCAGAUGCCAAAGUACGUGCCAUGUUUGGCUCAAUUCUACGGUGCCAUUUUGACAGGAGAGGGACACACACACACACAGUUGUCUUAGUAUUUAUACUCAACAAAAAUAUAAACGCAACACUUUUGGUUUUGCUCCCAUUUUGUAUGAGAUGAACUCAAAGAUCUAAAACU